AUGCUUUCGUCCGAUUCGUCUGACACAGAACCCAUCAAAAAGGUAGAACGUAGAUAUAGUUCAGACGAUGAAGGCGAAAAACUUACGGUGCCAGCACUUCCUGAGAAAAAAUCUGAUCAUCAGGAUUCAGGAUCCGAGUACGAUUUAGAGUUAUCCGAUUCCGAGAAGGAUCCAACAUCGAGCAGCCGCAAGCGGCCUGCUAUGAUGAAGAAGACACCAAUCAAACGAAAAAAACAAGAGACUACUACCAAGGAGGAUGAGAAUAGAUACUUGUUUGAUACAGAAGAUCAGUUUCGUACCUGGACAAAUAUGUCGGAGAAAGACAGAGAACAAAGAAUAUUUGAGUUAAUGGAGCAGAGAGAGAUAACUACUAAAAGAGAAGAAAUCACUCUAAAACUAAAAGCACAAAGUGGUGACAGUGUUCAUCCCGUCAAAUCGAAGAUUGUAACAACGGACGAUAAAAAACAACCGGGAAGUGAUAGCAGCGACGAAGAUGAAGCGCCUAAACCCGUCAAAGGCUCCUCUGAUUCUGAAAUCGAUGCAGACUUCCAUCGCCCAAGUGAAGUCGAUAAAAAGCGUAGACAGAAGAGUGCCAUGGCUGAUUUAUUACAAAAACGUAAAGAAAAGGAGAAAAAGAAAGGCAUUGCCCUAUCAAUUGAUGAUGUAUUUGGUAAACCCAAAGAUGGUGGAAGCGAUUCGUCAUCUUCUUCUGAAUCUUCUUCUAACUCAUCCAGAUCGAGUUCUUCAUCAAGAAGUCCAUCACCAGCCAGGCGGCACAGUGAAGACGAGAGAGAAGCUGAAAGCAAAAAACCGAUCGAUACCAAAGAUGAAUUGAUUCGAGCUAGACUAUCUCGUUUCAAACUUUCCAAAAUUGUACAUGCUCCCUUCUUCGGUGAGGUUGUUAAGGGUUGUUUCGUUCGAAUUCAAACGGGACCAAUACCAGGCAGUAAAAGCAAAUACAGAAUUGCUAAGGUUUUGGAUGUGGUGCAGACUGCUAAAGUAUACAGUUUGGAAGGAACAAAAACUAAUAAAGGGCUGAAGCUGAAAUGGGGAAAACAUGAGCGUGUGUAUCGGCUGGAAUACGUUUCAAACACAGAGUUCCCUGAUGAUGAAUAUCAUGAAUGGAAAGAAAUUACAGCACAAGAGGACAUCAUGCCAACUAUCGAACAUAUACAAAAGAAGUUCAAAGAAAUAGCAAAAGCUAUGAAUCAUUCUUUCACGAGUGCUGAGAUCGAUUUGAUGCUCAAAGAAAAGGGUCGUUUCACCAAAGCACCAAAAAAUUACGCGCUUUCCAAGGGAGAGCUAAUGAAGAAAAAGGAAUAUGCAGAGCAAUGCGGUAACUUAAGAGAUGCUCAGAAAUUACAGAGAGAAAUCGAAGAGUUAGAUUCGAAAGCUGAACAACUUGAUAAAGCUCGCUCUGCUGAUAUUUCUGGUAUCACAUGGAUAAAUCAGCGUAACAGAAAUAAGAUGAAACAAGCCUUCUUGGGAAAUGAAAUUCACGUUGAUAUGACUACAGGUGACGAUCCAUUCACAAGAAAGAAAGAACGUAUGAAAGUUGUUUCUUCAUCUGGGCGGAAAGAAAAAUCAGAUGUUAAUCCCAAGGAUGACGAUGAAGAUGAUUUACCACCAGGCGCAGAGGAAAAGCCUAAAGUUUCCUCUGCUACCCAUAGCGCUGCUCCAGCGCAAGCACCUUCUACUUCUUCAAGUACUAUGAAGUCAUCAUUCAUGCCUUCGCUAUCUAGUUCUUCAAGAACAAGCAAAAGUUCGAAUGAUUUGUUUAACCUACAUAGACAGAUAAAUCAAAUUGAAUUGGAUAUAGACUUAAACAAGCUAACCGCAACUCGCGAUACUCUUCCCGGUAGACUAGAUGAUUUCGAUGCGGGUAUCAUGAGAGCUCCUACUGCUAUGCCGGCAGAUAAUCGAAGGAUGGUUUCUUUGGAUGAUUAUCGCAAACGCAAAGCAGCCUGUUUCGGCAGAGGUAAAAUGAGCUAG
Messenger RNA from Auanema sp. JU1783, 1992 nucleotides. The record is from the annotation of a GenBank genome assembly. Lineage: Eukaryota; Metazoa; Nematoda; Chromadorea; Rhabditida; Rhabditidae.